Messenger RNA from Dioscorea cayenensis subsp. rotundata (Guinea yam), 1187 nucleotides. RefSeq lists its product as uncharacterized. The transcript has 8 exons. The record is from RefSeq and is a predicted model, not a curated record. NCBI's taxonomy places the organism in Eukaryota, Viridiplantae, Streptophyta, Magnoliopsida, Dioscoreales, Dioscoreaceae. The coding region runs from base 9 to 1049 and encodes 346 amino acids.
CUUCAGCAAUGAAUGCAAUUCACUGCGCAUCGCCGCCACCGGCGCCGUUCUCGCUACCACCGGCGAAGGGUGGUGGGAUCGGAUCACAAGGGAACCGGCUAUUCGUUUUUGGCGUCGGAUUUGUUGGUCGCUAUGUCUCAAAUCGGCUCCUAAAACAAGGAUGGCGAGUCUCUGGAACCUGUACAUGUCCUGUGAGAAAGAGAGAGCUUGAGAUGAUGGGAAUGCAUGAUUCCUUUCUUUUUGAUGCAAAUAAAAACGAGUUGGAAAGCCUUCAUACAUUGAAAGAUGCAACUCAUGUUCUCAUCUCCAUCCCACCACUGUCAGGUUGCCUUGGUGAUCCUUUGUUAACUUUGCAUCACAAAGACUUGCAAAGUACAUUGAACCAUGGAAAUGUUCAAUCUUUAUGUUACCUUUCUUCAACAAUGUAUUUUUGUGGGGCAGGUGUUUAUGGAGAUUGUGGUGGUGCUUGGGUUGAUGAGGAUUCUGCUGUAAAUCCUGCAACAGAAACUGCCAAAGCGAGGUAUGCAGCUGAGAAAGGAUGGCAACAAUUAGGUUGUGAACUUGAUGUGCCAGUUAAUAUAUUUAGAUUAGGAGGAAUAUAUGGUUGUGGAAGAAGUGCGAUAAACACCAUACUGCAACAGAAAUCCCUGUCAAUAGAGCAGAAGAUGAGGGAGAUGAAGCUUUACACGGCACGAGUUCAUGUUGCUGAUAUCUAUCAAGCAUUAUGUGCAAGCUUCAACUUGUCAUCAUCUUCUGGGAGAGUUUACAAUGUUGUGGAUGAUAACCCCGCACCCAGAGAAGUAGUGUUUGAUUUUGCAAGGCAUUUGAUUCAGAAAAGAUGGCCAGAGAAAGCCAUAGCUUUCCGAGCUCAAGAUAAAGCCGAAGAUGCAGAGUUUUCCCAGAAGAGCAGAAAGAUUGAAGGCGAGAAGCGUGUCUCAAAUGCUCGCAUUAAAAAAGAACUCGGUGUUAGGCUUCUGUAUCCUUCCUACAAAUCCGGCCUGGAGAACAUUCUCAAUUCGAUGUAUGACAACCAUUCCCAACUUCAAUAACCCCAUAUACCAGAUUACAAGAAUUCAUGUUAAAUGCAGUGACAAGGUUUCAGCAUCACCACACUAAUGCUUGGUUUAUGUUUCAUUUAUUCAUGAAUGUCCUUAAGUGUAUUCAAAAUAGAUAACACCUUGAAACUA